This is a messenger RNA of Angiostrongylus costaricensis, 1479 nucleotides long. NCBI's taxonomy places the organism in Eukaryota, Metazoa, Nematoda, Chromadorea, Rhabditida, Metastrongylidae. The record is from the annotation of a GenBank genome assembly.
AUGGUAUUAUUUACUGUGGAACAGCUCGAGCUUAUUAGGCGAUUACGGAGUACCGGUAUAUCGCCAGCACAAAUCGCCGAGGCGCAGCCGCCGGUUCCCGUAACAAUUUCGGCGUCGCCGUCAGAAAUAGUCAGCCAGUCAUCGGAGCAACUGAGCGUCCAGAUUGUCCCUCCGGCAUCCGUAGCCCCUCCAUCCGAACCGACAACUUCGCAAACACCUGAGUCUAGUGUAAACGUCUCUGAAGCGGCAGCCGUUCCUUCCUCAACGGCACCAUUAUCUACUGCGCUCAGAUAUGAAAAUAACACCGCAGGGAGACCGAUACGGAGUUUACGAACACCUAUGAAGGAAAUAACCACACUGGACCGACCGGAAGAGCUGGACGAGUUCAUGGAACAAGGCGAGGAAGCAUGCAUAGCUGACAUGAAACAGUUCAUCACACAAUACUCUCUUAGGCAAACCACAGUUGCUAUGAUGACAGGCGUAUCACAGCCGUAUAUUUCCAAAUUACUGAACGGUAACCACCGUGAGUUGUCGUUACGAUGUCGAAAAAACAUCUACUGCUGGUACUUGAAUUGUCGACGACAUCCUCAUAAACUUUCGGUGUUCUUCGCCGAUCCGUCCACUCGACUGGAGACCAACGGCGAUGGCGAGUUGGUCCCCCAACGGCGAGAACGCUAUGUCUUUCGACCAAUCCUCAUCAAAAUUCUCGAAGGAUUCUUCACUCAAUCGCCAUUUCCCGAUCUGAACAAGAGGGUGGAGAUCGCUAGCGCUUGUAAUCAAGUCCUGCAGAUCGAAAAACGAGGUGUUGCACUAAUGCCAAAAGAGGUGGUGUCACCUCAAGUGGUCGCCAACUGGUUUGCCAACAAGCGGAAGGAACUCCGAAGACGUUCUCAAGAGGCAAGCGAACAAGUAGUCGGCAUCACAACUAGUCAACCAACUACACCGGCACAUAUUUUCAACGAGGAAGCUACGAGUUCCGGCAUCGGUUCCACUCCAUCUCCGAUAAUGGAGGAGCCAGACACUGCUGAUCAGAGAGAUACGGAAUCGCGUCCACUCGACGUCAUCGCGUUGGCGGCUCGUCUAGGAAUCGCUUUUCCACAGUUCACAGCAACCACAGGCCCUUCUGAAACACCGUAUUCGUGUACGCUACCCUUAGCCAGCUUAGCUUCUCAUCUACUGAAUUCUGAACAACAAACUAAAUCUUAUAACGAUGAAUCCAAUCAGAAAGGCACCGCGCUUAGGGUGAACGCGGUGACUUCUCAACUUAUUCCCACUACGCCUGUGAGCUUCGUAAAUUCUUUGAUUGCCCCCAGUCUCCAAAUACUUAGCGCUCAAUUUCCUGUGUUGAACGAACUCUGCAGCCCGACCGAACAGCAGACCCUUGACACCAGUUCGGCUACAGCAGCUAGCGACAGUCUACUCUCAAUGACAUACGAUCAUCCCCAUCAUUCUAUGUUGAAGACGGAAUCGAUGGAAUAG